Strigops habroptila (Kakapo) is the source of this 10547-nucleotide messenger RNA. RefSeq names its product post-GPI attachment to proteins inositol deacylase 1 (gene PGAP1). Gene Ontology annotation, cellular component: endoplasmic reticulum. The transcript is spliced from 27 exons. Lineage: Eukaryota; Metazoa; Chordata; Aves; Psittaciformes; Psittacidae. The coding region runs from base 72 to 2882 and encodes 936 amino acids. The record is from RefSeq and is a predicted model, not a curated record. Gene Ontology annotation, biological process: GPI anchor metabolic process; endoplasmic reticulum to Golgi vesicle-mediated transport. Gene Ontology annotation, molecular function: phosphatidylinositol deacylase activity.
CGUGCCUGUGUGCGCGGACAGCCCGCGGGGGGACGAGGGCUCCGCUCCCCACCUCGGCGCGGCGGGGCGCGAUGGGGCAGGCGGGCCGGUGGCUGCCCGCGUUGGCGGCGCUUUUCUACGGGGCACUGGCGGCGCUGGUGCUGCUGGGGGUGCGGGACGUGCUGCUGGUCUACGAGGAGAACCGGUGCAGUAUGACCUACAUGUACGAGUACCCCGAGUACCUGAAAAUAAAAUUACCCAAGAAAACAGCCAGACGAUACCCAGCAUAUGAGCUCUAUCUCUAUGGGGAAGGGAACUACGCCAAAGAAAACAAAAAUCUCCUAUUGACAGGAAUUCCAGUUCUUUUUCUUCCUGGGAAUGCUGGCAGUUACAAACAAGUACGUUCUCUUGGCUCCAUUGCACUUAGAAAAGCAGAAGAUGUUGACUUCAAGUAUCAUUUUAAUUUCUUCAGUGUCAACUUUAAUGAGGAGUUGGUUGCAUUGUAUGGUGGUAGUCUGCAACGACAGACCAAGUUUGUGCAUGAAUGCAUAAAAGUAAUUCUUAAGUUGUACAAGGAUCGAGAAUUUGCACCAAGCAGUGUUGCUAUAGUAGGUCAUUCCAUGGGUGGUCUUGUUGCAAGAGCAUUGCUUACUCUGAAGAAUUUUAAGCCUGAACUUAUAAACCUCCUCAUUACACAAGCCACACCUCACGUUGCACCUGUAAUGCCUUUGGACAAAUAUCUUACUGAUUUUUAUACAGCUGUAAACAAUCAUUGGAUUCUAAAGGCCCAAGAGUUAAGAAAUUUAACUACCCUUUCUGUGGCGGGAGGAUUCAGAGAUUACCAAGUUCGUUCAGGACUGGCUUUUCUACCAAGAUCGAGUCAACAUGACAGUGCCUUAUCUGUUGUGAGCUCAGCUGUGCCUAGAGCUUGGGCCUCAACAGACCAUCUCUCCAUAGUGUGGUGCAAAGAAUUGAUCCUGGCUACCAUUAGAGCUUUUUUUGAUCUCAUAGAUGAAAAUACAAGGCAGAUAACUGAGGAUCCAAAGAAGAGAAUGUCUGUACUGAAUCACCACUUUGUGAGACAUCCUGCAAAGAUGUUUGAGGAAAAUCCUGAAGCUUUUACAGAACUCACAGGAACUUUCACGUGGAUUACAGUCAAAGCCUCAAAGUGGACUUACUCAGUUUACAAUGAUUCGGAUGGAAAAUAUUUCACAUUUCCUCUUGCGAGUCACAGAAAAUCAUACAGUCAUGUUUACUGUGAAAACACUCUGUUGGACACAAGUAGCUGGAUUUAUGGCUGUAUGAACAGUAAUUCACCAAUGUGCCUGGAAGCUACUGACUUAUCCUGGAGAGCUGAGUUACUUCCAACCACCAAGGUUGUAAUGCUGAAACUUCAGGACCAUCCUUCUUUGUCUCACAUUGUCAUUCAGGUACCACCCACAGUUGGCAAUAAGUAUACUUUGGACUGUGAAUUCUUCAAAGAGGAUUCCAGAACAGUACAGAUUCCUGUAACACAUCUGUUUUCAUUUGGGCUUUCUUCAAGCAAAAUUCUAUUAAAUUCAACUGGCUUACUUUACAAUGUACAGCUCCAGCACUUCAACCGAAUAUAUCAAGCUUUCAAAAUUUAUAUAGAGAGCCACUGCCAGUCACUCAAAGAAAGAAAACCUAGUGUUUACAGACUUCAUAUACCCUGGUCACAUGAAGACUCCAUAAUUGUAGCGAAAGUUCCAUCUUUGACUGAGAUUUCUGCAAAACUGCAUAUUGCUCAGCCUCAGAAUGACAGCAGGGUUCCAGAGUUAAAUAUUUACUCUUCCUCAGACUGUCACUAUGAAGUAAUUCUGAAGACCUCACUUUUACAGGUUCUUGGGCAAAUGAUCAGGUUCCAUGCUGGUGCUCUUCCGGUCUAUAUUGUUUCUAAUAUUCUUCUUACUUAUGGAGGACAAUUGAGCAAAUUGGUAUCAACAGGCCAGUGUUCAGACUUUUCCCUUGAACUAGUUAGGACAGCUAAACCCUACAAAGUAGAACCUCUUAUAAGCAUUGUUGUGUUUCUGCAGGGGUUUAACUGGUUUAGAGAGAUAUGGGAAUCACUGUCACUACCAGAGGUGGAUGCUGCUGUACUGAGUAGUCGGGAUGCAUGGUUCCCCCUUGUGUCCCUGAUUCUAUUUCUUUUUGGGACAGGCAUUGCCUACUGGAGUGGAGUAUUUUUCUCUACAUCUCUGAGACUCUUCUCUUCACUAUGGUUAACUCUGAUGAGACCUCCUGUGCUUCAAAAAGAUAAGUUGAUUACACCCAGAAGGCUCUGCGGGGCGUUAUCCCUUGCUUUGGUUAGCUGGACCACUUGUGGUGCACUUGCUGUAGUCAUUGUUUAUCUUCAAUACUUGUUUAAGGUUAUAAAACUGCAUGUGAAUGUAAAAGCAGAACAAAACACACUCAAUGGGGAUUCAGGCGACUCAAAAGAAGCUUCAAAGAACUCCAGUAUACACACAGUCAAAAACCGGAGUUCAAUGGACAGUAUUUCAGAAGCAACACAGUCUCUUUCCAACAGCACAAUUGUUGAAGCUGUUAACAGUCUUAAGAUGCAUGUUACAAUUCUCAAUUUAUUCACAUGGAUCGUGCUGCUCAACUUGCCAUCCUUAAUUUAUUGGUUAAAAAAUCUCAGGUACAAUGUUAGACUUGAUCCUGAUCCAUGUAGAUCUACAGCUAUUAUCAUCACAUGCAUUUUAGAAAUUCUCAUGAAUUCACGUACUUCUGAAGUGAAAACCAGUAAACUCUUGAAGAUUGCAGCCAAAGUUCCACUUCCCUUGUCUGUUGCAAUGCUGGCCUUUGGACGAAUGCAUUUAUACAAAGUACCAGACUUUGUGACUUUUUCUCUUCUUCUACAUGUGCUGUGUUGUAUUGUGUAACAUUUGUUAUGCAUAGGAAGAAUAGUGCAGCCUAGAAACUUAACAUUGGAGAUGGGGCAAAUUUCAACAAAGGAAUGCCUAGAUCAAUAUCAUCCGUAGUUUACAUUCUAUGGGAAAGAGGACAGAACUGGGAAUCUUUAUGAAAAGUUCAUGGUUCUGUACAUGUUGCUGAGAAAGCUUUUCAUGGUGUUUUAUCUCCUGACUGUGAAAAUUAAGUGAAUUAACUAUUGUGUCUAAGCACAUGAAUUGUAUCAGUGUAACAUCUCAGUACUCUGUUUGCCUUGUAGACACUUUGGUAUUUCACUAUACUACUUUGCUGAAACAGACUUUUUUUUACUCACUAUGCCAUACAGUGCAUAUGUUCUGAACUUGCAUCUCUUGCAGGUCUAAAUUAUGCUGGUUAAAACUCAACACAUUUCAAGCACACUGUGACUAUCACAAAAACUACACAGCCAAGUACACUUUCAAUCAUUUUAUGCUCAUUUAAAAGCUGCCACAGUUGUGACUAGACAAACUAGAAUGUACUGCUUAUUUAGAACUGUUAUUUCUAUCAGAUCAUUUGUUCAAUCAGUAUGAGUUGAACAUUUGUGAGAUUAUUGAAAGUCUUAUACAUUUUACUUUUUGUGAGAGAGAAAACAACAAUAUUCUGUGUAGCUUUCUAUUCAGGAAGAAUACCAGCAGAUUCAUAAAUAAUUUGCUGUAAUGUUGUUUUAAAACAUUGUCAGUUUUCUCUGGGAUUUUGUCAAUUCUGAAAUCACUCCUUGGACCUUGUCCAUGUGUAGAAGCUAGCAAACAUUGAGGUAUGGUGUGUGUUUAUGGUGCAGUUGCUGUAACACAGUUUCCAAGUAGACAAGGCAGGGCUUUUUUCCUGUUCUCAGUCAGCUGUCUCAUAAUAAAUGUCCAUACAUGAAAUUAAUAUGGAAUAGUUAACAACAACUCAUGCCCUGCCAUACAGUGCUAACUUCCUCAUGUGGACAAACUCUUAGUAAUAGUGGGAAAUACUGACCCAUAAUUUUUAGCUCUGUAUAAAGUACUAUCUUAGUGCCUAGAUGCUACAGUGACUGCCAUUUAUAAUAAAGCCUAAAAUAGCUUUGUGUAAGGAAUUCUGUCCCCUGGGUUUGUGUUUUGCCAACAGAAGAAAUCUCAGUAGCCAUUAAGUGAAAAUGAUGCAUUGAUUCUGCAUAGAGAUGAGCCUACUACUUGCUUCUGUGUUAGCUGUCUCUGCUCUGUCCAAGAUACCUGCUAUCUUCAUACAGAAAUACUAGACCAGUUCAAUCAGCUUACAUGAAUAAGAGGAAAUCUGCUACCCACAGCCAAUCAAGUAUGUUCUUGAUAUAGUAGUACAGCCAGCCUGACCCAUAAUUUUAUGGUAUCUCAUUAAUCUUGCCUAAAGUGCCUCAGUUAGUUCUAAGCGUGUUAUUAGGGUCAAUUAAUUUGAGCUGGCUGGAAAGACUUAAUUCAAACAGCAACUUUCUGAAAUGAAGGACAAAUGUGAAGUAAGCAUGUGUUUUGUGUGCUUAUAUCCAAGUCAGCUGUUCAGGUUAUCACUAAGUCAUUCAAACUGCUUUAACUGAGUAGGACUUUGGUAGUUAACCAAACCACUGUCACUGCUGUCAGUAAUCUAUGUGCUGGUAUUGUGGUCUUAACCUUUUUUAAAAAAGGUUAGAUUAUACCUAGUGUCUAUAAAUGGGAAAAGUUAUUUCAAUAGAUUAUAUCUUGAUACUUUCUAAUCAAAUGUAUGCUACAGUAUGUGUAUGUAAGAUAAUUUCUGUGUCUAAAUAUACUUGUAGCUAAAUCCACCAGUUGGUUUAACUUAAAAAUUGCUGUUCAGACAUACAAGAAUAGAGUAGUUAUUCUACUUUCAAAUGGCUGUGAAUGAAAGAUGGUGGCAGCACUGCGCUGGGGCUGGUAAAAGGCUGGCUGUGAAAGGUUCUGAUUUCUGUGGAUGAUAAUUUUAUUUGGCCUUCAUAAUCGUUUUGGUUUACUACUGUAUAUAUUCUGAUUUUGUUUUGUCAUAUUAAUGGGCUCUUUAUGCACAAAUCCAUUUGUUGGAGUUGUUGAUAGAAUAAAAUAAUAAUGAGAAUAAGGAGAGCAAGCAGUUCUCUCUGAGAGAUUAGGUGUCUAAUCCCAACUAGAUUUUCUGUAUAAUCAGUGGAGGGGGAUAGGUUUAGAACAAGUCCAGAGAACAAUUCCUUCCACUCUAAGAGAGGAUGAAUUAUCCUAGUUGCCAUUCUGAAAAGGACAAGAUUUUGUAAUAGUCUAAAAUUGUUUUUCAGGUAAAAUACAAUGAUUGUUGUUACUUUUGGAGAAGAGACUUCUGUUAUGUGAAUCUCUAGUUCUGCCACUGUUCAUAAUUAUAAUCUCUGCAGAAACAUAGGCUAACACAAUAUAAAUACUUCUAAUUGUGUGUAUGAGGAAGUGUAAAUAUACUGAAAUAUCCUUUAUUAUGAGUAGGCUGCAUCUAUAAACCAGCUUUGGCAAAUGUAUUGUAAUGUCUCUUAGUACCUUUAACUAAAUUAAAUUUCCAGUUUCUUCAUUAAAUUUUAGAUUAUCUAGACUGGGUGAGAGAAGAUCGAGACCCAAAUUAACUUGUAAUGGGUUAGACCUCUGCUCUGGAAGGGGAGAUUUGUAUUAUUAUGCAGACCCAAAUUCUGUUGUUCUCCUUCGGAAGUUACAGUAUUAAUUUGGCAGAGCCAUUGUUCUUCAUCCAUGUGGAUGUUCACCACAUUUAGAUGGAGAUUAUGCCACAUAAGCAUUUAGGUUGAGAUUAAGCUACUAUUUUUUCUUUUGUACCUCUUUCUAAUUUUUUAUAAGCUAUCAAGCAGAAACAGAAUAAAAAACAACACGGGUAAGGACCUAGAGUACCAAAUGUCACUGAUUUUAGGUACAGCGUAUAUGUACAGCAGCAUCUUUCUUUGGCACAGGCAGAGGGAGAUUCAAUGAGAAGCUUUAGUGACAUCUCCAUACCGUGAAUUGCUCUUGAAGUCUGUAAUAUUUUGUGGCUGAUAUGAUGAAACAUGUGUUCCUCAUAGUCUUACCAUGCUGCAAUCAUUAUAGCUAACAGUUCAUAAAAGGUCUGUAUUUUUCUGGUAAGGAAAACCCAUUACCUCUUAAUUGAAUUACCAAAUGUACCUUGAAAUUGAAUGAAUGAAUGUUGUCUAAAGGUGGUAUUUUCAGUUUUGAUUUAAAAGUUAGUUGCAGUAUGUCAUGUUUCAGCAUUAUGUUAAAAGGGGAUUGUUUUUUGGGGGGUUUGGUUUGUUUCCAAAAAAAUUGCAGUAACUGAAAUCUGAGUUAAUAAUAUUUCUCAUAUUUAGAGUUCUGCUCUGAUUUUGGUUUUGAGUGAGCUGAUGCAUGUAGCAAUUCAUUCCAAAACAUUAAUUUGCAAAGUUUUAACACAAACAAACAAAUAAAUAACACAACAAAACCCUAAACAAGGCAGUAGUAAUAUGUCAUAGAAGACACAGAGACAGCUUGUGUGUCUGAGUGAAUUUUUCAACUAUAACCUAAUUGGGCUACUUUUAAGGUCGGUGUUUAAAAAAUAAUAAAAUGUAUUGAUACUUAAACACACCAAAAAGCAUUGUUGCAUACAUCAGUAUUUGGUUUGGAGUCUAAUUUUCCAUGUGUUUGUUAGUAACAAGGCUAAGAACUUGUUACUUAACUUUUUUUCUGAAAUCUAAUACAUCUGACAGGACAGAAUAAAGUCAAUUAUGUGCCUGUGAAUAAAUGUAAAUGUUUGAGAAGCUUUCAUUGCAUUAAGCUUAUUUCAAUACAGUGGUGGGUGUGUUUAGACUUUGGUCUUAUUUAUACCAAGGAAAAAAACACGGACAUUCACAGACCUUCAAUACUCUGAGUUACUGAAAAUGUUUUUGUAAGUGGUUACAGCAUCUAUGAUAAUUGUGCUGCUGUUUUAAGUCACUAAGCUACUAGAAGACUGAUGGCUGUAAACCAGACUAAAUUCUUCAUGCUUAUUUUCCACUUCAUAAUCAAUGUUAGUCACUUCAUUUACAGCUUUGACUCUUUACAUCUCUUUUUUUCUCUGGGAGAUAAUCAAGCUAGCUUGUAUAAGCACUUGGCACUGUACUGUAAAAGGUUUUAAAACUUUCAUCACCAUUCCUUUAGGAGAGAUACACUUUUGUCACCAAAGCUAGAUGUUGCUCUUGUAUACCUCUGGAAAUGUGUGUGGAGGAAUGACAAUUGAAAGCAAAUAAUUUUUAUGUUUAAGUAGGUUUUCUACCUUUUUUUUUAAAGCCAGAACUUUAGUAUUCAUAAUAGAAUCCUUAAAAUCUCUAAAAGUUUAUUUGAAAACCUUUUGCAAAUAUUACGUUUUCUCAUGCUUAUUCUUACUUAGGGAAGAAUGUAUUCAAAGCUUUUAAUCAGCUCACUUAUCUUAAAGUUUAAAUAAAAUCUGUAUAUUUCAUCUUGUUAAUAAACAUUACUGCUUUAACAAAUAAAUUUUAAGCAUCUAAGGAGAAUAUUCUAUAGCUCUUACUUAAGCAAAUCUGCCCAGCACCUCAAUUUUUUAGGUAUCUAAGCACGUAACUGCCUUAAAUGCGUGCUUAUUGCCUUGUAGCAUGAAAACCUGAUUCAAAGCCGUGAUGUUUUGUCUUCAAUUUCACUGGGUCUCACUCUGCAUUCAUAAAUGCAGACGGAUUUUGCUACUCAUGCUGUCCUAAACACAUCUUGUAAGCCUCUCUACAGUUAUUGGCAGGUUGUGGUCUGGAUUCUGCAAGAAUCUAUGUGGUAUCAGAGCUAAUUUGGUGUCUAUAAAAGUCAGGAAUGGCACACACAAACUUGUUACUUGGUGGCAUAUCAUUCCAGUUCCUCCUUCUGUAUGCAGUUAUCCUUGAUUUGCAGUAUCCUUCUGCUAUGGUAAAAAACACAGUGUCACAGUAACAGUAGGGACCAUGACUGACUUAGUGAAAAUAGGCAGCAGCUGUCCUGUAGACUGUUGUUCUAUUGAAGUUUUGCAUGUUUGUUGAGAUACCAGCAAAGACUCUUUUUUUCCCUCCAACUUCAAUCAUUUCAGGGUAUAUAUAAAGUAUCAAACAUGCAAAUGUGUUGAUGUUUAGUUUCAUAAAACUUUAAAUGCGCUACUUUGGGCUCAGUUCAGAAUUCAGGCUUCAGUAUUUUCCACUUAUGUCACUUUGAGUGUGAAAACAGUAUUUGAGACUGCAGCACCUGACAACUCAAAUAUUUUACAGAAGUCUACACAUAGUAGAUGUGACACCUACUUACAGUGCCAGACCAAAACUGGAAUAUGAAAUUCCUCGCUGUGGCUUUAAACUGGUAGCUUUCUAGAGCGAAAAAAGCACUGUGCCUUAAACCAGUCAAUGAAUACACUCAAACUGUAGCCUGUGGGCUUCUGUAGCCUUAUAUUUGAUUUUUGAAAUUGACCAAAAAUAAUUGUGUGGAUCAUACUGAAACUUGAUUUGGGGAAAAUACUUUUACAAAAUUAUUUUAACCCCCUUUUACACUUAGGGAAAUGAAGACUUAGGACAAGUACAGUAUAUUUGUGGUUUGGAAUCACACCAACCCAAAUUAGAAAGCUUUAGCUACCCUUAGUUUCUCAAGUCUUUCAAUUGUGACAAAAAGAAAAAUAAGGAAGAAGAACUAGUCUCAGAUAUCUGUCUCAACUUCGAAGCCUGUGUGUCAAAUUAUUUUUCAAACGUUUGUUCUUUGGUUUCUUCAAUAUAAGACCCCCCCCCAAUUGUAGUUCAAGCAAUAUAUUGUAUUUAAGCCAUUGAGUAUCAAUAUCUACCCCAGUGUGAGAAAUAAGCUAGAUGGGGGUGGGUUGCUUGGUUGGUUGUGUUAAAGCUCUGGAAGUUUUGAAUAACGAAUUUCACUUUUUACGGAAAAUAUUAAUAAAACAUUUAUACAUUCUGUUCUUCUCAAUCCAUUACAGAAAACCAGAAAUAGUCAAGAUAUUAUGAUUUUGUUUUGGUACAGUAGAUGGAUUUCUUAUGUAUACUUUUCAAUAUGAAGAACUUGGGAAAAGCCACCACUGGCUUUCCUUAUGUGUCUCCAUAGGAUUCUUGGUAUGUUUUUGGGGGGAAAGAAAAUUUUGACCCCACCCUGUAUUGGUACUGUAUAACACUGAUUCUUGAAUAAAGAUGCCAUCUCAAAGCUUAUCAUUGAACUGUGGCAUAUUUAGAUAUCCAUGCAAAAUGACUGCAUGUCAGCUGAUCACAGUAAUUGUUUGAAGCCAUACAAAGCAAAGUUAUUAACCUUCUCUCAUUGAGAACUAACCUGGCUGCCAUGAUGCUGCUGAUGCUGUGGCACAGCAGAUAACAUGCAAUUUUUGUCUUUCCUGCUACUUCCUUCUGUAUGUUAGUUUAGAACUUUUAAAAACCCUUGUUCUGGUCACCUAACUUUUUCUUCCUUCUUUUGUGAUGAUGUUGUUUCAGUAAUCCUAAUCACUGCUGAUUUUUUUAGCUACAGGAAUAGAGGAACAGUCUAGUAUUAAAAUCAUUGAGAGGGAAGAGUUACCUUUAAGGCCUUUAUAUAUGGUGAAUAGUCUAGAAAAGCCGUGUAACCUAGGCCUAGCAACAUGAUUCCCUACUUAGCUUUGAAUUGUUUUUCCAAGCACAAAUAAUAAUAAUAAUAAUUGGAAUAAUGUUGGCCAAAAUACCUGUUUAGUUGGAUGAGAGAGAGGGUGCUGCUGUUUGGUUGGUUUUAUGAGGACUUAAAACUUUGAAGAACACAAAUUUCAUAAAUUGUGUUUAUUACUAUUAAAUUACAUAAAUUUCCCAAAAACGUAAUUUUUGGGGAAAUCACUUCAUAAGCAACCUGUCUUACUUAUUUUUAACUCUUUCCCUGCUUUCAGUUUUUAUACGGCUAGCGUAAAUCUGGUGGUGUAGGUGGAACGAACUCUUAAUAGUUACAUGUUUCUAGAGAUGCUGACAGGGUCUUCUCUGUAAAUGUUUGAAUAAUGCUACAAUAAAUGAUUGUGCUUACUGAAAUGUUUAUAACUGAAUUCUCAGAUACAGAUCAUACAAUGUGUGAUGAGCCUUGGCAAAGUCCUUGUUUAUGAGAAGCUGAGAAAACCUUGGAGAACAGGUAUCUUCAGCUGACGCUGAAACUGCUGAAAGCGGAAAUCUCAGCAUCUUUAAAAACUGUGCUUUUAGAUGCUGGUAAUUUUUUUGCUGAAGCUGAGGGCAACUUGAGUGGGAGCUACUCUGGGAUGUUUGUAUUUUGUUUGAUGGUUUCCCUGUCAACAGCGUAUAAUUCACAUUUUUUUAACUUGUCUUUUUUUUACCUAAGUGUGCAUGACUAAAGAGAACGUUGUAUAGCAUAUGCUCUGCUAAAGAAACACUUCUGUAUAUUUUUGUAUGGUGUUCUGACAUGGUUGCAAUACUACAAAUGGUUGUAAUUCACAAAAAAUGCCACUUACCACUCAUACUCUGUGGAGUGUCGUGAAUGUUACCUGUACUUCUGUUGUACAAACAUGCUAAUGAGUGUCGUGAUGAAUGUUUGUUUGCCUUUAGUCUUUGCUCAGGUACUCAUGUGGAGCAGUUUGGUGCUUUUCUUUCUAACUUGUAAUACUUGGGAUUCUAAGCAACAAAUAAAAACAGUGAAUAAAAAAGCAUGGCAGUUAGAGCAGUACUUUAUGUAAAACACUUUUUUUUCCAUCUCAAGUAGAGUACAAUAAAGAUCAUCCCUAAUGAA